AUGACGACCGAAAAGUUUCGUAGGCUUCCAUCAUCGAUUCUUCACUAUGAAGAUCCUGACACGGAUUCUUCAUUAACAGACUGCGUUGGAUUCGGAUACGAUUCCAAAUCUGGGGACUUCAAAGUGGUUAGGGUUGUACAAUUCCGCGACCUAGAUGGAGAAUAUUAUCGUCCGCCGGGAGUGGAAAUUUUGGAGUUGAGAAAAGAAAGAUGGAGGGAAAUUGAAUUCUCUACUUAUAUGCAUAUAAUGGUAACAGGUUCUACCCAGGUGCAUCAUGAAGAAAAAUCUUAUUGGUGGUCAAAAAAUAUAGAAGGAAAUCUUAUACGCACGUUUGACCUGAGCGAAGAAAUUUUUGGCGAAAUUUCAGUACCGGACAAUUUAGUGGAGGAGGAGUUGUUGUAUAUAAGUAUGGGGAUGUUGAAUGGAUCAAUUGUUAUAUUUCACGGCUCAAAAGCAGGGAAUGAAAAGACGUUCUCGGUUUGGGAAAUGGAGAAAGAUGUUUUUUCAUGGUCAAAACUAAUGACAAUUGGUCCUUUUUUAGGAGUCGAGAAGCCAUUGUUGUUUGUGAGUUCAGAUGAACUUUUAAUAGAAGCCGACGAAGGACAAGUGAUUUCUUACCAUGUUAAAACUCACGUGACCAAAGUUAUUCCCAUAAAAGGGCGUCCAUGUGUGUUCGCUGAUAUUUUUUGUCAAUUUUAG
This is a messenger RNA of Cucurbita maxima (winter squash), 699 nucleotides long. RefSeq names its product F-box protein CPR1-like. NCBI's taxonomy places the organism in Eukaryota, Viridiplantae, Streptophyta, Magnoliopsida, Cucurbitales, Cucurbitaceae. The record is from RefSeq and is a predicted model, not a curated record. Bases 1 to 699 code for a protein of 232 amino acids. The transcript has a single exon.